UUUGACAGCUUUGAUCUAUGAUAGUUUGACAACUGUGUUGUUAUUGGCAUGUAUUUUCUGUUAUUUUUGGUAUUUUAUUAUUUCUCAAAUUGUUAAACUACUAGGUACUUAAUUUGAAAAAGUUUUCUGAAAUAAUUUAAAAAACACUUAAAUGAAGAUGCCCCAGGAACCUCGUAGGGAACGAAAAAAUUCGGCCCCUCUGUCACCUUGUCCCAUUGUUGAUAUCUCGGACGAAGAAUUAGUGUCGAUAGCAGUGAGGGAUCUAAAUCGUCAACUAAAACUAAGGGGUUUAUCUCGCGAUGAAAUAAUUCGUAUGAAACAGAGAAGGCGUACCUUAAAAAAUAGAGGUUACGCUGCUUCGUGUAGAAUCAAGAGAAUUGAACAAAAAGAUGAAUUAGAAUCUGAAAAAUCGCUUGAAUGGAAAGAAAUUGAACAAAUACACGAUGAAAUAAAAAGGUUUAAAGAAGAGUGUAAUAGUAUACAAAUACAAUAUGAAUCACUGAAAAAGUUUGCAAUGAAUAAUAAAAUUUCUAUUCCACCAGAAUUAGAGACAUUGUAAGCAUUAGCUUUUUAUGGCUUAUGUUAUUUUAUUAUCUAAUUAUGUUAAAUUAAAAGGUAUUGAGAGGGGCUAGGUAUACUUCAUAAAUAAGAAUAUUUAAGAAUUAAAAAUAUUAGCAAAAUUUACAAAUGAAAGAAGUAGGUGUAUACAUUUAUUUUCAAUUAAUUAUUAAUAAUUCCUGUAAUUAAAAGAACUUUAAGAAAUAUUAGCUUUUUAAUGUUUCUAAAGAUUUUUAUUAAAUCUCUACUUGUUUCGGCGUCGUACGUCGUUCUGAAAAGUACAAAUAGUACUAUCUUCAAAAAGACAGGACAUUGAAGCAAGCAUAAAAAUAACAAUUUUUUGAAACAUUGAAAGCUAUUAUUUCUUUUUAUUCUGUUAAUUAUCAAAUAAUGUUUCACAAUACUUCAUCUAUUUCAUCAAUUGUAAUAAAAUUACUCAUAUGCUUUUUCUACAAGACAAUUUUUACAUAAUGAAAACUGAAGGUAUAUUUUUAAAUGAUAACAGUAGUACUUUGGGACCAUAUUCUGUGCUGUAAGUCAUAACUUUAUAAUUUAUUUUAAUGCUUGAAAUUGCUAAUCUGCAUGCAGUUGUUCAAUGAAAUAUUUAUACAUUAUAUAUUGUAGUAUAAAGAGAAACAUUAUUUUUUUAGUUAAAUACACUUUACUGGUAUUUUAAUUUACAAAUCAUUUAAAUAUGCGAAUUAUUUCGGAUUUUCAAGAUAUCAUGCAUAUUUAGAUGUAUUGACUUAAUUUUUUUCUAAUACUCCUACGUGUACAUCACAAUUUUGUACAAAAAUGUAGAAUAGUAUAAAAUUCCCAUAUAAUUAAGUAGUAAGUAAUGUUUUAAUUUACUAAGAUGGAUUACUAGAUUAUUACCUUAAUUAAAAAACUAACAUUUUAUUGAUAGUUUUUAUAUAUACAAAAACAGCAUGGUUAAAAACAUUAAAAUGGAAGAAACUAAAUAAUUUUUAAAAUGUUAGUUAGAAAAUAUUAAGUAAACAAACAGAUGAUAGAUAGAAUAAAUGGGCCAUUCUAAAGUCAAGUAACUCAUUGGUUUCUAACCAUUACUCAAACCAAAUGGUACCAAAUUUUUGAAAGUAAUGCUCUCUUUGAUAUGUAAUUGGUAAUUAAUUUAAUGUGUACAAAGUAACACAAAAAUGCUCAAAAUGUAUCAUCACUGUGAUCUGGCCUUUUUCAAUUGUCCAAGUCUUUGGACGGGAGUAUUAGUUAAUAAUUGGGCUGCGGUGACUUAUUUUUAAAGAAUAAUAGAUUUCUAUCCUCUGUUUUGAUGUAAUCAAUAAGCCUAUGCUUAUUUUGAUUGUCUCUUUUCUUAAAUUCUUUUUAACUUUGAUCAUGAUUAGUGACCAUAGUCAUCCAAGGGCUGUCAGUUCGAGCCCCCGGCAAUUUUCGGAUCUAUUGUUUGGCGACCCAAUACUGAGAUUUAAUAAUUAUCAAUUACAUAUCAAAGAGAGCAUUGUUUUGAUUGAUUAAGUAUUGUUUGGUGUGAGAUGUAUUUAGAAACCAAUCAGUCAUUUAAUUUUGAAGUCUUAACUAAAGAAUGGUUUUCAUUUAGUACUAAAAGCAUUAAAAAGUGGUACAGAAAUGUGCAUUAAGAAAAGUACCGUUUUAACUACAUAUGCAAACAUACAUUUAUGAACUUUUUUACUUUUUAUCUGCAUCUUUGAAACAAAAAUGGUCAUGAAGUUCUUCAAAGGGUUUUAAAAUUUAGCAAUUAAGGAAAAUCUUAAAUUCUAAAAGGGGUAAUCAUCCUUGACAAUUUUUAAAUAAUAACUAUUGCAUACCUGUUUAUUUUCACAUUGUUUUCCUCUGAAAAUAAAGUAAUGUAUGUGAUUGAUA
Agrilus planipennis (emerald ash borer) is the source of this 2415-nucleotide messenger RNA. It is a transcript of the gene maf-S, whose product is annotated as transcription factor MafG. The record is from RefSeq and is a predicted model, not a curated record. Gene Ontology annotation, molecular function: RNA polymerase II cis-regulatory region sequence-specific DNA binding; DNA-binding transcription factor activity, RNA polymerase II-specific. The coding region runs from base 152 to 559 and encodes 135 amino acids. Gene Ontology annotation, cellular component: nucleus. The transcript is spliced from 2 exons. Lineage: Eukaryota; Metazoa; Arthropoda; Insecta; Coleoptera; Buprestidae. Gene Ontology annotation, biological process: regulation of transcription by RNA polymerase II.